CGCUCGCUCGGGAUGCUGGGCGGCGGGCGGGGCGGCGCUGACGUCACUCACGCCCCCCCCCCCCCAGCUGAGGGGCGGUGGCCGCGCAGGCUACUCUGGCCCGCGGCACAGACGGACUGGCCGACGGCGGGACGGAAAGACGGGCACGGGCCGGCGCACGUCAAGGCUAUGCCGGGAGAGGCCUCGCGCGCAGAGCUGCCGCUGUCCGAAGCGGGCGGGCCUGGGUCCCGCACAGGUCUCUCCUGUGAUGCAGCUGCUGUCAGCGUCCUGAAAGGGGACCAGCGGGAGCCCCACGCCCUGACCCCAGGACCCAGUCCCUUGGCUCCCACGUUACUACCCAGCAAGCCAGGCGCCCGGCCUCAACCUGAGGGGGCCAGCUGGGAUGUGGGACCUGGUGGGGUCCCCUCAGCCUGGGUGGAUCCGGCAGAGGUCCCAAACCCAGCACUCCUCCCAGAGGGACUGUCCCUCCAGCCUUUGCCUGCCAAGGCCCCUCUUCCUGACACCUUGGAGCCCAGGAUUGUGAUGGGCGAGGAGACAUGCCAGGCCCACACCUCACCCAGGGGAGCCUGGCCAGUGCUCAGGGACUGGGAGGGUGGGCAUCCUGUCCUGCACCCACCUCCCGAGCUGUGUUCUCAGGGUGACUGUCCUGUGCCUUCCCCUCCCUCAGACCCUGAUUCCUACUUCACACCCCCCUCCACUCCUACCUGUGCUCUGUUCCCUGCUCAUGGACCCCAUAGGGAUGCCUGGGACCCUGAGGCUGAGCUGCUGGACUCGGCACCUGCCUCACCCUCAGGCUCAUACAUUACAGCCGAUGGGGACAGCUGGGCCUCAUCACCAUCCUGCUCCCUCAGUCUGAUGGCUCCAGGAGAAGGGCUGGACUUCCCCUCAGGCUGGGGCCUCUCCCCAUCGGAGUCUGUGGGAGAUGAGCAAGAGUCACAGCCUGAAGCACCCUCAGAGCCCCUGUCCUCUGAGUCCAGCCUCUCAGCAGACAGCAGCUCUUCCUGGAGCCAAGAGGGCCACUUCUUUGACCUGAACAUCCUGACCAAUGAUGCAAUGAUCCCUGCUGCCCUCCUGCCUUUCCGGGGUAGCCUCAUCUUCCAGGUGGAGGCGGUAGAGGUGACACCAUUGCCCCAAGAGGAAGAGGAGGAAGAGGAGGAGGAAGCAGAGGCCGAUGCUCCAGUGCCAGGUGGAGACCUGGCCGGAGACGAUGAGGAUGACAGCACAUCUGCCUCCUUCCUGCAGUCACUGUCUGACCUGUCCAUAAUCGAGGGUAUGGACGAGGCCUUUGCAUUCCGGGAUGACACCUCAGCGGCCUCCUCGGACUCGGACUCAGCCUCCUAUGCAGGGGCAGAUGAUGACAGGCUGUACAGUGGGGAGCCCCAUGCACUGCUGCAUGACAGAGCCCAGAAGACAGAGGAGCACAGGGCAGGGGACGCAUUCUGGGGGACUGUACCCAUGCUUCAGACCUCCCAGCAAGAGACCCAUCUCCCCCAGAGCCAGGAACCAACUGCAGAAAUAACAGAUGGUCUUGCUUUAGACGGGGAGACUGAGGCUCCUGCGCCCCUUCCCAAUCUGCAGACAGUCCCGGGUCAUCACACCUCAGAACAAGAAACCCAGGGCCAGGAACCAACUGCAGAAAUUACAGAUGGUCUUGCUUUAGAUGGGGAGACCAAGGCUCCUGCGCCCCUUCUCAAUCUGCAGACAGUCCCGGGUCGUCACACCUCAGAACAAGAAACCCAGGGCCAGGAACCAACUGCAGAAAUAACAGAUGGCCUUGCUUUAGACGGGGAGACUGAGGCUACUGCGCCCCUUCCCAAUCUGCAGAUAGUCCCGGGUCUUCAGGCCUCAGAGCAAGAAACCCAGGGCCAGGAACCAACUGCAGAAAUUACAGAUGGUCUUGCUUUAGAUGGGGAGACUGAGGCUCCUGCGCCCCUUCCCAAUCUGCAGACAGUCCCGGGUCUUCAGGCCUCAGAACAAGAAACCCAGGGCCAGAAACCAACUGCAGAAAUAACAGAUAGUCUUGCUUUAGACGGGGAGACCGAGGCUACUGCGCCCCUUCCCAAUCUGCAGACAGUCCCGGGUCUUCAGACCUCAGAACAAGAAACCCAGGGCCAGGAACCAACUGCAGAAAUUACAGAUGGUCUUGCUUUAGACGGGGAGACCAAGGCUCCUGCGCCCCUUCCCAAUCUGCAGACAGUCCCGGGUCGUCACACCUCAGAACAAGAAACCCAGGACCAGGAACCAACCGCAGAAAUUACAGAUGGUCUUGCUUUAGACGGGGAGACUGAGGCUACUGUGCCCCUUCCCAAUCUGCAGACAGUCCCAGGUCUUCAGACCUCAGAGCACGAAACCCAGGGCCAGGAACCAACUGCAGAAAUAACAGAUGGCCUUGCUUUAGACGGGGAGACUGAGGCUCCUGUGCCCCUUCCCAAUCUGCAGACAGUCCCGGGUCGUCACACCUCAGAACAAGAAACCCAGGACCAGGAACCAACCGCAGAAAUUACAGAUGGUCUUGCUUUAGAUGGGGAGACUGAGGCUUCUGUGCCCCUUCCCAAUCUGCAGACAGUCCCAGGUCUUCAGACCUCAGAGCAAGAAACCCAGGGCCAGGAACCAACCGCAGAAAUAACAGAUGGCCUUGCUUUAGACGGGGAGACUGAGGCUCCUGUGCCCCUUCCCAAUCUGCAGACAGUCCCGGGUCGUCACACCUCAGAACAAGAAACCCAGGGCCAGGAACCAACUGCAGAAAUUACAGAUGGUCUUGCUUUAGACGGGGAGACUGAGGCUACUGCGCCCCUUCCCAAUCUGCAGACAGUCCCGGGUCUUCAGGCCUCAGAGCGAGAAACCCAGGACCAGGAACCAACUGCAGAAAUAACAGAUGGCCUUGCUUUAGACGGGGAGACCAAGGCUACUGUGCCCCUUCCCAAUCUGCAGAUAGUGCCGGGUCUUCAGGCCUCAGAGCAAGAAACCCAGAGCCAGGAACCAACUGCAGAAAUAACAGAUGGUCUUGCUUUAGAUGGGGAGACUGAGGCUCCUGCGCCCCUUCCCAAUCUGCAGACAGUCCCGGGUCAUCACACCUCAGAACAAGAAACCCAGGGCCAGGAACCAACUGCAGAAAUUACAGAUGGUCUUGCUUUAGACGGGGAGACUGAGGCUACUGCGCCCCUUCCCAAUCUGCAGACAGUCCCGGGUCUUCAGGCCUCAGAACAAGAAACCCAGGGCCAGGAACCAACUGCAGAAAUUACAGAUGGUCUUGCUUUAGACGGGGAGACAGAGGCUCCUGCGCCCCUUCCCAAUCUGCAGACAGUCCCAGGUCUUCAGGUGGAGGAUACUACCACAGUGAUCCCUUGGGUGGGGGGCAAACAAGUUGACUCCACUGCUGAGCAAGCACCUGCCUCUGGAUCAUCACCUCACCCCUCCUGGGGGAUGAGCUCUGCCUUAGGUGCCGAACCUGUCACUGCAGAGUCAUCUCCAGCUCUGCAGGAAGAAACAAGCUCCACCUUGUGUGGAGUCCUCCCUGAGAACUUGAAGGAAGAAGGCCAGGGCCCUUUGUCAGCCCUGAAGCCUGUGGCUGGAGCCACACUGGGGCCCCAACAGGCUGAGGGGAGUGUCACUGUGCCCCAGGACUCCCCCAUGGCCACACCUCCACCCAUGCAAGGCACAGAUCUCACCUCAGGCUCAAAGCUGGUGUCUGUGGUCACACUGGCACCCCAACAGGUUGAGGGUAGUGACAUAGUACCCCAGGACUCCCCCAUGGCCACACCCCCACCCCUUCAAGGCAUAGAUCCCACCUCAGGCCCAGAAUCUGUGGCCCAGCCAGAAUCAGGUACAGCCACAGGACACAGGCCAGUGCCUGAGGAGCAAGAGGAAGCCCACGCUGGGGACUCUGAGCCACCAGCCUCCAGCCAGGUCCAACAGGAUGGCCCAGAGCCAGUUGUACAGUCUAGGAAACUUUGGGCUCCAGGAAAAGAGGCAGGUCCCACCUUGGGAACAAGGGCACCUGAGCCUGCGUCUGGCGCAAGGGGGAAGGUAGCUCAGGGCCUUGUUGCACCUGAGCAUAAAGCACAUCCUGAGGCUCAGAAGGAGAAUCUGAGGGCCAAGAAUCACAGGGGUGGAGGCCCCAAGCCACCAGGGCAGGGACGUGGACCCAAGUCAGCAGCCCAAGGUGCAGGGCAGGCCCCAAAGGCACGUGCUAUUGCCUGCCCUCAGGUAAGCCAGGUACAACUCCUGAGCUCAGCUGGAGAGGGAAAAGGCCUGAACAGCAAGGACACCCCAGGACCCAGGCUUCCUAUGGCUGUGACCACAGAGGUCAGGCUAAGUUCCUGUCCAGGGUCCCCAGCAAGAGCCACACACAGGCAGGACAGGGCCUGCCCUGAAGAGCCUGUUCGGUCUACACCACCUUCCCGGCAGCAGGAGCCCACACUGGGCCUGAGCAGUGAAGAACAGCCCCGGGUGACCCCCUGUCUCCUCAGCCCUUCACCUCAGCUCCCAAGAACCCCUGCCAGGGGCCUGUCUAACACAGCCCGGAACAGACUCCUGGACUCUAACCCUUCUGUCCCCUGUGUCCUCACCAGGGCAGCCUCACCAUCCCCAGGGCGCCCUGUCCCUUGCUUGUGCCCAGAGCCCCGGAAAGCUUCUGUGGAGGGUGAGGAGUCCCCAGCCUCUCGUGGCCUCCUGCUACCUGGAGUAGGAGCCCAGCAGGCUGCUGCCACCACCACCUCAGGAUCCACACCGUCUUUGGGGGCCCAGCAGCAGGUCAGCCUCUCACUUCACUCUGCCCUCCUCAGCCCCAAGGUGGUCCCCACAGAUGCCAAAGACCUAGCUUGUGGGAUCUCAAGCCCCUGUCAAGUGCCUCCUCCCUCUGGGACCCUGAACCCAUCUGGCCCUCAAGGGCUCCUAGCCCUGGAACAGCAAGAGGAUGAGGACAGCCUGGAAGAAGACUCCCCGCGGGCUCCUGGUUCUGGCCAGCACUCGGAUAGCCACGGAGACUCAUCCACCGAGCUGGAUGAGCGGGACGUUUCUGCACCUCAGACGGCACAGUGUCCAGGCCAGGCCCCAGCAGGCAGCAUUGAGGAGACCACUGCCAAAGCCAAGCAGAGUCGCAGUGAGAAGAAGGCUCGAAAGGCUAUGUCGAAGCUGGGCUUGCGACAGAUUCAGGGAGUCACCAGGAUCACUAUCCAGAAGUCCAAGAACAUCCUGUUUGUCAUCGCCAAGCCAGAUGUCUUCAAGAGCCCUGCCUCAGACACAUAUGUGGUCUUUGGUGAGGCCAAGAUUGAGGACCUGUCCCAGCAAGUGCACAAAGCUGCGGCAGAGAAGUUCAAGGUGCCCUCUGAGUCCUCAGCCCUGGCCCCUGAAUUGGCACCUGGGCCCCAUGUGAAGCCAGAGUGUGAGGAGCAGGAGGAUGAGGAAGAGGUGGAGGAGGCUGGGCUGGAACUGCGCGACAUUGAGUUGGUGAUGGCACAGGCUAACGUGUCCAGGGCCAAGGCUGUGAGAGCCCUAAGGGAUAAUCACAGUGACAUCGUCAAUGCCAUCAUGGAAUUGACCAUGUAGCUGCUGACCACGAGCUGGCUCCACUCUGCCCCUUUCCUCAGCUCUGCUGCCCAAUAAACCACUGUCCCAUUA
Messenger RNA from Jaculus jaculus (lesser Egyptian jerboa), 5619 nucleotides. RefSeq names its product NAC alpha domain containing (gene Nacad). NCBI's taxonomy places the organism in Eukaryota, Metazoa, Chordata, Mammalia, Rodentia, Dipodidae. The transcript has 8 exons. Bases 13 to 5547 code for a protein of 1844 amino acids. The record is from RefSeq and is a predicted model, not a curated record. Gene Ontology annotation, biological process: protein targeting to membrane. Gene Ontology annotation, cellular component: nascent polypeptide-associated complex; cytoplasm.